AUGUCAAUGCAAUACAGAGACAUAAAACAGUAUCAAUACAUAGUGAACUAUCCUCCUUUAAGAGGAGGCUCCCAUUUCCAUAGACGUUUGCCAGAAAUAUUUCCAGAACUGACCAAUUCGGAAAACUACUGCCGUAACCCUGGCGGUGAGAGUGAGCGUCCUUGGUGCUACACUAUGGAUCGAUCGAUCAGAUGGGAAUUCUGCAAUGUCCGUCUAUGCACCAAUGGAACCCCAAUAAUAGGUGGGGAGACAAAGGCAGGAACAUCCAACACCCCGAUCCUUAACUCUGCAACCUACUCCAUGACUGUCAUCAUUUUCAUUAUCUCAGGCUUUGCAGUCAUCGUGUUACUGAUAUUCGCAGCUCUAAUGUGCCACCGGCAACAGAAGGAAUGGAAGAAUAGGAAAAGAGGAGCUGAAACACCGACUCUAACAGCUUUUCCUUCAGAAUUGCUGCUCGACAGACUUCAUCCCAACCCAAUGUACCAGAGAUUACCCCUACUUCUAAAUGCUAAACUGCUCGGCCUUGAAUACCCAAGGAAUAACAUUGAGUAUGUGCGAGACAUUGGAGAGGGAGCCUUCGGAAGAGUGUUCCAAGCAAGGGCUCCUCAGCUUCUGCAUUAUGAACCCUACACCAUGGUGGCAGUCAAGAUGCUGAAAGAGGAAGCCUCGCCAGACAUGCAGGCAGACUUCCAGAGAGAAGCAGCCCUAAUGGCAGAGUUUGACCACCCAAACAUUGUCAAAUUGCUAGGAGUGUGUGCUGUUGGGAAACCCAUGUGCUUGCUGUUUGAGUACAUGGCUUUUGGAGACCUGAACGAGUAUUUACGCAGACGAUCCUCUAUGAACAUCCGCACUUUGAGCCAGAUUAGUCUUGCAGGACGGAGCACUGGGUCAGACACUGACUUGUUACCCCUAAGUUGCACUGACCAGCUUAAUGUUGCCAAGCAGAUUGCAGCUGGCAUGGCCUAUCUGUCUGAACGGAAGUUUGUUCAUCGUGACCUGGCUACAAGGAACUGUUUGGUCGGGGAGAAUCUGGUGGUUAAAAUCGCUGACUUUGGACUUUCAAGGAAUAUCUACUCUGCAGACUAUUAUAAAGCAAACGAGAAUGAUGCUAUUCCAAUUCGAUGGAUGCCACCAGAGUCUAUUUUCUUCAAUCGUUAUACUACGGAAUCAGACGUGUGGGCUUAUGGGGUGAUCCUGUGGGAGAUCUUCUCCUACGGCAUGCAGCCUUACUAUGGAAUGGCUCAUGAAGAGGUAAUUUACUACGUCCGAGAUGGAAACAUUCUCACGUGCCCUGAAGUCUGUCCACUGGAGCUUUACAACCUGAUGCGUCUUUGCUGGAGUAAGAUGCCAUCUGACCGGCCAAGCUUUGCAAGCAUCCAUCGCAUUUUGGAGCGCAUCCACGAGCGUAUCACAGCUACGUAUCAAGUGUGAUGCAUCUCCUGCGCUGUCAUAACUCCACAUGAUGAGACAUCUGCCUGCCUGUCCCCCUGCAAUCAUGAUAAUGGUGGCUGGGGCACUGCCGUGUACAGGUCUGAAAUGUUGGACCGGCAGCCUUCGACACACUUGACAUGGCCCAGGGAGGCUGAGACUCUGAGGACAAGCAGUUCAGAAUGAUGGAAACCAAUAGUUAUAUCCACUUUAAGGUCUAUAUUUCAACCAAGGCUGACCUAGGAUACUCAUACAAGAUGAGACAUUGUUCUGAAGGAAAACCAUAUCCAUUGUUUAUAACCCUGGUUAGGGAAUAUGGUAGACAUUUAUUUUUUAAAUGUGUAUAUAGUGAUGUAUUAUUACUAAAAUAAUAUUUUUUAUCACUUACCUGUUUUUUUAAAAAAACAUGCUUCAUCAACAUUGAGAAAUAAGAGUGAAAUAUCUUAACGACUGUAGAGGUGUCUUUCAGCUAGAGGUCUGUAGAAAACAGUGAGCCGUUUGGACAGAGAACAGAUGGGCAGGACCUAUCCAAAUGCAAUAGUGGAGACUCAAUGAUAUGGACUUUGUCAGAUGUUUUACUUUGCUGGAUUGAAACUGCUGGAUAUAAAUUAAACAGAGAUAUUGCAAAAAAUAUUGCACAAGUAUUGCCGACAGAAUAGAUUCCCUAAAGUCAGAUUAACAAAUCUCCACUGUAUGUAUAGCAAGUUCACAGAAAACAAUGGUUUGAUUUCCAUAAAUCAGUAAAAUCCCACAGACUGUCAUCAUCACAUUAUUGAUUCCCUCUUUCAGAAGGCUGCUGAAGUUAAUCGUGUGGGUAUUUUUUUGCCAAAUAAUUUAAAUGGAUUGUGAUUGAAUGGAAAUACUUUAGGAGAGGCAGAAUUUGAGUCUGAAGCAAUGCUGGAAUUUUACUUUGCGUUCUUUUGAGUGGUCAACAGCAGUAGAAGCAGGCCCUAAGAUCUGCUAAUGAUUUUCAGAUUCCAUUCAGACUGAGUCAUAUGUCACGCAAGCCAUUCGCACACC
Molecule: messenger RNA, 2448 nt
Organism: Callorhinchus milii (elephant shark)
Lineage: Eukaryota; Metazoa; Chordata; Chondrichthyes; Chimaeriformes; Callorhinchidae
Product: muscle, skeletal receptor tyrosine protein kinase-like
Exons: 6
Coding region: 1-1431 (476 amino acids)
Biological process (GO): protein phosphorylation; cell surface receptor protein tyrosine kinase signaling pathway; positive regulation of kinase activity
Cellular component (GO): signaling receptor complex
Molecular function (GO): ATP binding; transmembrane receptor protein tyrosine kinase activity
Source: RefSeq, a predicted model, not a curated record